AUGGCGAAACGAGAGCAGAUGGGAAGGCAAGACUUGGGACAUCAAGAAAGCGAUAAUGGAGUGGACGCCACGACUUCGCUCGUUGCUCACGAGAGUGAGCUGUCCAGAGUUGCUGAUUUGGGGAAGAACUCUUUUUACAACAGUAAAGAAGAAUUGGUCCUUGCUGUUGGCUUCUGGAAUAUGAAGCAAGGGGCUGAGGCAAAAGUUGUACGCUCAGAUCAGGGACGCCUCUAUUACAAGUGCAAGCACUCUGAUAAGUGCAAGUUCGAUGUGCGUGCAUCUUGUCACGGCGGAGGGAUGUGGGGAGUGCAUAAGUUUAAAGAGCACUCUUGCGAAGGGGAGUUGGGCAUUUUGAAACGAAUAAAGGCACAUUCGAAUGUGGUUGCAGCUUAUGUGGAAAAAAGAAUACGCGAUGACGGAGAGCCCGACAACUUACUAGUUGUCUCUGAUGCGCAUGUCUCCAUUGCUAAUGCUGUGAAGAGCGAGUUACCAAAUGCUACUCACGGACUUUGCUACUACCACUUGCAGAACAAAAUUAAGGGCUACGGGCAAGCUGUUGUUGAGCUUUUCCGCCAGGCUGCAUACGCCUACACGGACUCAGAAUUUUCACGUGCAAUGUCGGCUAUGGCUCAAUUGAAGCCGGCGGCGUACGGGAAGUUGAUGCGCGUAGGCCCUGAGAAGUGGGCACGAUCACAAAGUCCGGUGACCCGUUAUAGUUUUCUUACAUCUAAUGCUGCCGAGGCUUUGAAUGCCCGUUUGUUGUGGGCCAGACGCCUUCCUAUAUGCUCCAUGCUGGAGGCAAUCAGGAUGGUUCUGGAGCAGUGGUUCAAUGACAGGCUUGCGUCUGCGGAAGAGAGCGAUGACCUUCUUACUCCAGAGGCAAAACAGAAGAUAAGUGCGGAGAUCUCAAAGAGUCGUCGCUACACUGCGAAGAGGACCUCCGAGAGAAAAUACAAGGUUCGUGCUGGUGAUCGUCGCUUCAUGGUUGACCUUCAAGCGAAGAGCUGUGAAUGCAAUGAAUUCGACCUGGACGGCAUGCCGUGUUCUCAUGCGAUCGCAGCCAUUACUGAGGCGAAAGAGCCAGUGGAAGAUUACGUGGAAGCUUACUACCUGCGGAGUUCACUGGUUCAAACAUACUCCGGUCCAGUAAAUCACUUGCCUCCCUUAGAGCACUGGGAAAUUCCGUUUGAAGUUGCAACUGAUAUUGUUUUGCCAAACCUUUCUCGUCGACAAGCUGGUCGACCAAGAGAAUCUAGAAUUCCUUCAGCUGGUGAGAGGCCGACUCAAAGGACCACAACAGCGGAUGCAUCAAGUAGUCUGGGAAAACGAGCACCCAAAACCUGUGGUCUAUGUGGCUCGCCUGGCCACACACGUAGAGCAUGCAAGGGUACGGGCUGGGAGCAGUAGUUUAAUUACCUUUUAUAUUAAAUUUCGAUGGAUAUUGAUGUUGGGAGUAUUGGAUACUGAUUGAAUAUUCAGUAGAGCUAGUUCAUUCCAGUAAGUGAUGUUCUGAAGU
This is a messenger RNA of Salvia miltiorrhiza (redroot sage), 1516 nucleotides long. RefSeq lists its product as uncharacterized. Bases 1 to 1407 code for a protein of 468 amino acids. The transcript is spliced from 4 exons. Lineage: Eukaryota; Viridiplantae; Streptophyta; Magnoliopsida; Lamiales; Lamiaceae. The record is from RefSeq and is a predicted model, not a curated record. Gene Ontology annotation, molecular function: zinc ion binding.